Molecule: messenger RNA, 3254 nt
Organism: Trachemys scripta elegans
Lineage: Eukaryota; Metazoa; Chordata; Testudines; Emydidae
Gene: EDA2R
Product: ectodysplasin A2 receptor
Exons: 12
Coding region: 1179-2795 (538 amino acids)
Biological process (GO): tumor necrosis factor-mediated signaling pathway; positive regulation of canonical NF-kappaB signal transduction; positive regulation of JNK cascade
Cellular component (GO): plasma membrane
Molecular function (GO): protein binding; tumor necrosis factor receptor activity
Source: RefSeq, a predicted model, not a curated record
UGUUUGCCUGGCACCUGAUGCCUUUUGGUACUUGCCUGUCUCAUGGGUAGGGCAGUUAAUUGCCUAUUGAUCAUCUCUCUGUGGGUGAGCUGCCUCGUCUUGUCCGUACUUCCCACCCAGCUGCCGGGGCGUCUGAAGUUACUCCGCAUCUCUAGAUGCUAAACAACCAGUGAAUGCCCGAUCCGUAGCGGCUGGAAUCGGUAUGUGGCGCCCCAAUCGGUUUGUCUGUCUGGGCUCCGUGUGUCCAUCCCGGUCCGUGGGUUGCUUUCACUCUGGCUGGGUCUCUCUCUCCGGCAUGAGGCGGUCUCGGGCUGGUUCAGGCUGAAGAGUCGCUGUGCUGUUUACAUGCCUGGGCAUAUCCCAGCGCGCUGGAGCAUCCCUCGCACGUUCCCGUUUGUGUUUCAGGGGAGGGAGGGGCUCCAAUGGGCGAGCCUGUCUCUAUCUCAGCUAGACAUGAUCCCUGUAGGGAGAAAAGAAGCGGGCUGCCAGGAAGGAUCGGUCUUUUUAUUAGCUUUUCCUUGUAAGUUUCCGCGCUCAGAGUCUAGGUUAUGAUUGUCCGGUACCAAGCUGCAAAGCGAGGGGGUAACAGAUCUGCACUAGCGGUGCAAAGGGUCCGGAGAGGAAGGAAAUUGGUACUGACACGUGGUUCGCUGGGCAAGUCAGGGCUUGCAGGUACAAUCUUCAGCCUCCCACUCCCCGCAGAUGGGGUUUCAUCUGAUCGCUUUACAGACGGUCCAGAUAUUUUGAUCCCUGCAAACGCAGACUUUGGAAUAAGCCGUGGAAUACUUUGCCUGCAUGCCAAAGAGUCACUGCAACAUAUAAACCACAUAAUGGCAUUUAAUCUGGCUGACCUAUUUUCCUCUGCCCAAUUCUACCAGCUGCCAACUUCAGAUAUUCAGCCAUCAGCACCCCCAAACUAAAUCCAGUAAUCAGAACUAGACGCAAGUAUCACAGCCGACAGGAGACUGGACUAUUAUGUGUCACAAGCAGAGAAUAGGAGGAACUGAGGUGACCCACACCAGAAAUUCAAUAAAGCUUUCAAUGGCCAUGUAUUGCUAAACCGGAUGAGGACCAAGGAGCCAUAGAUACAAAGAUUCCAGUGAGUCGACUUCAUGAGGCAGACACGGCGUUAUUAAUUCUUUUCCUGAUUUGCUGCAUGAAGUUAUGAGAGAAGUGACAUGAAGAGAGGCCCAGUGCUGUUUUUUGCUCUAUUUCUUGUCCCCAAGGUCCAAGGUGCUGCUCCAAACCCAAUGGAAUGCCAGGAGAGUGAGUAUCUGGACGAGCACAGGAAGUGCGUUCCUUGCAGGGAGUGUGGCCCAGGAUGGGAGCUUUCCAAGGAGUGUGGCUAUGGUGAAGGAAGGGAUGCGCAGUGCACUGCUUGCCCUCCCAGGAGGUUUAAGGACAGCUGGGGGUUCCAUGGUUGCAAAACUUGUCUUUCCUGCCCCCUCAUCAACCGUGUCCAGAAAUCCAACUGCACUGCCACUUCCAAUGCAGCCUGUGGGGAAUGUCUUCCAGGGUUUUACAGUAAAACCCGGAUUGGCGGGCUGCAGGAUCUGGAAUGCAUCCCCUGCACAAAGCAGACUCCUUCCUCUGAGCCUCAGUGCAGCUCCAGGACUACCCUGGUGAAGGUAGUGAUCCCCACAGUACCUCCCCAGGACACCGCCCUCCUAGUGCUAACCAGCAGUGCGCUAGUCAUCAUUGUGUUGGUGCUGCUGGCACUCGCCAUCAUCUGCUGCAAGCGCUUCUGGAAGAGCCAGUGUCAGCAAGUGUUUCUGAGGACCCAGAGUUUCUCGGCCCAGAGGGUGAUGUUCCAGGACUCAGCCAUGCCAAGCAGGUUUCCCUGUGAGGAACAGAUGUCUAGUCCCUGCUGCUUGGGUGUGAAGAACCUGAGCCCUUGCUCCGGGCAAGCAGAAGGUCCUGUUGAACCGGUUCAGUUCAUUUCGAAUGGUGAAGCCAUAGGCCUGCAGAUCCCUGCUCUCCAGCCCAAUUUGGAAGCGAUUGCUGUCAGCCCCAAUCCCAAAUCCCAGCUGGCGAGGAGCGUCUUGGAGACCCAACCCCUGAUAAGGAAUUCAGGGUCCAGCGACUGUUCUGCAGGGGGCCUGUCAUCCUCAGAUGCCAGGCAGGGCACAGCUGGGUUCACAGAGGCCCAAACUCCCCUCUCAUCAUGUGCCUCAGAGAUGCAUCCUAGGUGGCCCCAUGCCCCAGUGGAGUGCACAGAGCUAGACCUGCAGAAGUUUUCCACCCAGGCCGAGUUCAUGGGCACCAAAAGCCAGGAGGAUGCAGAGAAGCAGGCGGCUCAGAGGACCCGGAGACAUACAGAUGAGCUAACCCUUGAAGUUCCCCUGUUUGGUGCCUCUCUGAUAACACAAAGUGAACUUGUUCUGGAGCCUGUCAGGGGAUCAUCCUCAUCCUUCCAAAUUCCCACUGCUGAAGGCAGGGAGCAGCCUCAGGUGAAUGAUGUCCUGAGCCUUGUGUGUGAGAUUAGCAGCGUCACACAAGGUCUCCCCAUAAUACAGCUUCCCCACUCCUUGGUGCUGUUACUUGGCUUCCAGUUGGACCCUUGCUUGUCUGGUCUCAAGAAUUUCAGCCACGUGGGGGUGGAGCUGGGGGUCCCAUCCCAUCUGGUGAGCAGGAUGUCUGGAUUCAAGCAGCUCGUCGCUCACCUUGCCUCCUCAGGAGACACAGUCACUGUUCCUGCCCUGGCCCAGGUCCUACAGCGACUCCAGCGCUUCGAUGCCUUGCUCCUACUCUGCGAUCAUUUCAUUCUGAGCCGGGCCCAGGGCUGCCAGCACUAGGAGAAACACACGUCACUGCCUCAGCACAUAGAGGGAGGGAUAACUCCAGGCAUAGUUUUGGCUGGGUGAACCUGGGUUGUGUGGAGAUGGCCUUUGAAUGUUGGGGGGUAGAAUCACAGUAGAAUGAUGAGUCUGUGAGUGCUCACUGAGUAAACUUCUCUCAACCACUGCUUGAGCCCUACCUCGUGCUGGUGAUGGUUGGCAGAUGCAUGUGGUACCUCCAAACACCACCUUUCUUCAUACAUGUUUAUAUUGAUGCCCAGAGACCUCGUGGCCCUCUUGGUCACCAUGCAUGAUUACAGGGCCAUUUGCCUCCAUGGGCAGGACAGGACCCUCGAAGCGCACAGUGUUUCCUUGAAUCACAUCUCAGCUGUAAUGAUUGAAUUCAUUGUGUGAGGGGCUGGGUGGGGGGUAUGAAAAUAUCCCCCAACUCUAAGAGGGAGCUCAGAGGGUCUGGAC